ACAAAUAUUAAAAACAUCUACAAUGGAAACGACCUUGCUGGAAGACGAUGUCGUCGUGUACUAGUUGUUCAUUUUCUUCUUCCCUUCUCCUGGUGAAUCCUCCGCCGAGAGCUUCCCGCAACGACAUCCGUCGAAGCCUAAGGAUGUCACUCAACAACGACAACAACAAUUCAAACUUCACAUCUUCAUCGCUGCUCAAUUCAGUCACAAAAUUGCUGUGGGGACAGUCUCUUCCGCCGGGAAUCCUCGUCGCCUCGGUGCGCACGGCCUGGAACUCCGCGUGGGGGCUCAUGAUGUCCCAGCUCGCUCCCUCCGACUCCUCCGGCGGGUAUUCGAGGCCCGCAUCCAAAUUCCGAAUCUUGGGUUCUCUUUCUCCGGGCACCCUCCACCUGUACGUGGGCCUGGCGUGCCCGUGGGCCCACCGGACUCUGAUAGUGCGGGCAUUGAAGGGGUUGGAAGAGGCGGUGCCCGUGUCGGUUGCGUCGCCGGGGAUGGACGGGUCGUGGGAGUUCAAAGGGGUGGGCGGGGCUCAUUUGGGUUCGAUUGGGCCAAGUUUGGAUAAGGCGAACGGUUGCAGAACGUUGAAGGAAGUUUAUGGGCUUGGUAGAGGUGGGUAUGAUGGGAGAUCGACGGUGCCAAUGUUGUGGGAUAAAGGUUUGAAGAACGUUGUGUGCAACGAGAGUUACGAUAUUAUUCAGUUGUUUAACUCCGGGUUGAAUGGCGUGGCAGGGAAGCCCGAGUUGGAUCUAUCGCCACCUGAAUUGAAGGAAGAGAUUGAGGAAUGGUAUCGAAUCAUAUAUCCGAAUGUGAAUAACGGGGUUUAUAGGUGUGGGUUUGCGCAGAGCCAAGAAGCGUAUGAUAGAUCGGUGAAUGAAUUGUUUUGUACACUUGACAGGUUGGAGGAUCACUUGGCCAAUUCCCGCUACUUGUGUGGAGAUCAAUUCACCCUUGUGGAUGUUUGUCUGUUUACCACUCUCAUUCGCUUUGAUCUUGCGUAUAAUGUUUUGUUUAAAUGCACCAAGAAGAAGCUAUCUGAGUAUGCCAAUCUUCAUGCCUACAUGCGUGACAUUUAUCAGAUUCCCAAGGUGGCAGCUACUUGCAAUUUUACAGAAAUUAUGGAUGGUUACUACAAAACCCUUUUUCCUUUGAACCCAGGGAGCAUCAGACCGGUCAUGCCUUCUACUUCUGACCACCAAUUCCUUUACAAGCCUCAUGGAAGAGAAUCGCUGUCAUCAGCUACACCAGCCAUCUUUUUGUAUUAGUUAAACAACAUACAUGUUUCUUUCCAUUACUGCAAGUGUAUAGCACUUCUACAGUUACAUGAAUCAUUCAGUUUAUAGUUG
Messenger RNA from Vigna umbellata (rice bean), 1343 nucleotides. RefSeq lists its product as uncharacterized. Gene Ontology annotation, molecular function: glutathione transferase activity. The record is from RefSeq and is a predicted model, not a curated record. Lineage: Eukaryota; Viridiplantae; Streptophyta; Magnoliopsida; Fabales; Fabaceae. Gene Ontology annotation, cellular component: cytoplasm.